Molecule: messenger RNA, 769 nt
Organism: Cantharellus anzutake
Lineage: Eukaryota; Fungi; Basidiomycota; Agaricomycetes; Cantharellales; Hydnaceae
Exons: 1
Source: RefSeq, a predicted model, not a curated record
CACCGAUUCGCUAACAUCGUCCUCACGCCAGACAAGAGUAGGAACGAGCUCUUUCGAGCGUAAGAACAAAAACCAGUGCCAUCACAACGUCACGCUCUUGCGGCGGUGCAGGGUUCACCAUGUACCUCGAAUCGACUCGGAGCCAAGGCAAGUAUCAUGAGGGGGGACGUCUUAGGGCGGUUGAGGGGAGGGACGGCCUGGCAGUUGGACAAGGAACGCCAGAAGGCUGAGGACGCGUUGGACGAGGCGAAGAAGAUGAAAGCGCUCAACGACCUCUACCAGGACGUUUCGACUCGCUGGGCCAACCCGAGAGAACUGCAUGUUAUCCUCUCUCCUCCCAUCAACGCCGGCGUGAGAUCCUCGGAAUCCCCCCCUCUUCCUUGCUUCAAGUAUCCGGAUGACCGUCUUUUGAAGCUCAAGGGUUACCAUUCCGGAUGAGGAGAGUAUAAACCGAACUUUCACGUGGCCAUGAAGAACAACGACCGGUUCUUAAAGCGCGGCAACACCACUGGCCUGAACCGUCAGUCGCGCCGACAACAUUUCCUCGUACUCCAUCGACGGCCUCAGGUUUAUCAUCAGUGGUUCUAGCGACACACACCUUCCUCGCAAUGAUCCAAAGACAACGGAGACUAGCUCAAACCCCGGUCUUCACUGCAUAGACGCUGCCUUUGAUGGAAGUACGUACUAGUGGUUGAAUUAAAAAUCAUUGAAGUUGAAUGGGAUGAAUGCGUGUAGGCAUUGAACCGGAGUUUCCCUUUCUCGAUCUCGA